AUGGCAUAAAAGACAUUUUACAUUUCACUGAAAUUUUCAGUAGGCUAUACAAAAAAAAGUGAUUAUUCUACAAUGUAUUAUUGCUGUCUGCCCUAUGGAGUGGAGGGGGGGUUGUCGCAAUGCUUCAUCGAUUGAUUGAGGUAGUCUGAUUCUCUACGAACAUGGCGGCGACUCCUGCUACAAACCCUUCCCAGUUGCUCCCGCUCGAGCUUGUGGACAAAUGUAUUGGAUCUCGAAUUCACAUCGUUAUGAAGAAUGACAAGGAGAUUGUUGGGACCCUGCUUGGAUUUGACGACUUUGUCAAUAUGGUGCUGGAAGAUGUCACAGAAUUUGAGAUCACACCAGAGGGAAGGAGGAUAACCAAGCUGGAUCAGAUCUUAUUAAACGGAAAUAACAUCACAAUGCUUAUACCUGGAGGCGAAGGUCCAGAAGUAUGACCAGAUUUGUAAAUUAUUCAACCAGGAAACUUCUUUCUAUUUCUUAUUUUACCUUGAGUUUACCUUCAGUGACUUGUUUUGUGCUGGUUUAAAAAAAAUAUAUUUUUUGUAACAAAAGUACGUUUCUUUACUGGAAGCUUUAAUUUUGUAUGUGUCUUGCACACAUUAUGCACUGGUUGUAAACAGUGAAUCACAGCUUACCGUAAAAUGAAUAUUUUUGUUUUGUUAUAAAAAGAAAAGCAAAAACUAAA
Messenger RNA from Acipenser ruthenus (sterlet), 688 nucleotides. RefSeq names its product U6 snRNA-associated Sm-like protein LSm5. The transcript is spliced from 5 exons. Gene Ontology annotation, cellular component: U4/U6 x U5 tri-snRNP complex; Lsm1-7-Pat1 complex; U6 snRNP. Lineage: Eukaryota; Metazoa; Chordata; Actinopteri; Acipenseriformes; Acipenseridae. Gene Ontology annotation, molecular function: RNA binding. Bases 162 to 437 code for a protein of 91 amino acids. Gene Ontology annotation, biological process: mRNA splicing, via spliceosome. The record is from RefSeq and is a predicted model, not a curated record.